AUGGUGAAAGCUAUUCGAGUUCACGAACUUGGUGGUCCUCAGGUUUUGAAAUUGGAGGAUGUGGAAAUUGGAGAACCUAAAGAAGGAGAAGUUCGUGUCAAGAAUAAAGCUGUUGGUGUUAAUUUUAUUGAUGUUUAUUUUCGUCAAGGGGUUUAUAAGGCUCCUUCUUUGCCCUUUUCUCCAGGUAUGGAGGCUGUUGGCAUUGUAACAGCUGUGGGUGCCGGACGCACUGGUAUACAGGUUGGAGAUCUUGUGGGUUACGCCGGUCAACCAAUGGGCUCGUAUGCUGAAGAGCAGAUUCUUCCUGCAAACAAAGUAAUCCCUAUCCCUUCCUCCAUUGAACCAGCUGUUGCAGCAUCCGUCUUGCUCAAAGGCAUGACAGCUCAAUUUUUGCUCCGCCGUUGCUUCAAGGUUGAACCCGGUCACACAAUUCUUAUCCAUGCCGCAGCUGGAGGAGUUGGAUCCCUGUUGUGCCAGUGGGCAAAUGCACUUGGUGCAACUGUUAUAGGAACUGUAUCCAAUAAGGAGAAAGCAGCUCAAGCCAAGGAGGAUGGCUGCCAUCAUGUUAUAAUUUAUAAAGAAGAGGAUUUUGUGGCACGCGUAAAUGAAAUUACAUCGGGCGCUGGUGUUGAAGUUGUCUAUGAUUCUGUGGGAAAGGAUACCUUUGAGGGAUCUUUGGCAUCCUUGAAGAUUAGAGGCUACAUGGUCAGUUUCGGACAGUCAUCCGGUUCACCUGAUCCAGUUCCAUUGUCUGCCUUGGCUGCAAAAGCUCUGUUCUUAACAAGGCCUUCCUUAUUUCAAUAUGUUGUCACUCGCGACGAGCUAUUGGAGGCUGCUGCAAAAGCACAUGAAGACUUGGAGAAUAGGAAAACCUCUGGAUCUGUUGUGUUGAUACCAUGA
Molecule: messenger RNA, 900 nt
Organism: Vicia faba (fava bean)
Lineage: Eukaryota; Viridiplantae; Streptophyta; Magnoliopsida; Fabales; Fabaceae
Source: the annotation of a GenBank genome assembly